AUGGAGUACUUCUACAGGUCAAACGCGGCGGAGAUCACGCCGCUGAAGGCGGCGCUGGUGAACCUGGUGUCGUCAUGCUUGAUGAGGGAGCCGCCUUUUGAGGCGACGCGGCCUGGAAAGCUCCCCGUGAUCACGGCUCCCGCCACACGUGCCCCGACGGCGGAUGAGGCUGCGGUAGAUGUAGCGCCGGCGCCAGAGAACGACGGUGCGUCUACGGUGGCACAGAUGCGUGAGCUGGUGCAUCUCAUCUCCCGCCAAGAUGGCGAAUUUGUGUUAAAACUGGCCCUCUACGCCCGCCACGAACUGCACCUGCGCCGCUCACCGAGCUUCCUCGUCGCGCUCUGUGCGAGAGAGCCGAACUGCAUUUCGCUUCUGCAGCCGUACAUGGAGAAGAUUAUCGUGCUUCCGUCUGAUUGGCUAGCGGUCGCUAACUUUGCGUACUUCCACGACUGCGACGCCGCCCACGACUACGCUGGAACGCUGACGUACUCGGUAAAGACUGAACGCGAGGCUCACGCGACCGCGUCUGUUGCCCCCAGUGCUGCAAAGCGUUCCCCAAGCUCUACCGGCACGCGCAGUCCCGAACCUUCGGCCGUCGAAGCACGCAGCGGCAGCAGUGUCGGCUCCCAAGGCGCCGAUCCGCUAGCCAGCAGGAUUGGCGCGAAGGCGAGGGGUGAUCGCCACCAAGGCGCGGCAGCCCGCGACCCGACACGCUCCUACAUCCCCGCGGCGCUGCGCAGCGCCCUAGUGAGCACCUUCGCGAAGUUCUCCGUCUUCUCCAUGGCCAAGUAUGACAACGAAGCGGCAGAGCACCGCACCAAGCGGCGCCAGAUCAGACGUGAUCGCGCGGCCGCCGAGGCAGCUGUGGUCGCGUCGAGCAUGACUGACCCAGCUGAGUCAAGCGCCACCUGCACCCGGCCUGCCGCGCUGCCGUGCCGAGCCUGCCCACAAACCUUUACCUUUAAGCAGCUCAUCCGCAUGCUGCACAUCACUGAGCCAGCGUACAUUGUGUGCUGCCUCCUGGGCAAGCGCUACCCGACCAACGCGGAUGACUUCCGCCGCAUGCGGCUACAUCUCACCGAUCCCACAUGGAAGAAUCCGGCACCGCUGACGGCAGGGGUCACAUCCUCGGCGAAAGGCGUCCGCGCCGCGAAGGACACCUACGGUCGCGCUAUCCUUGGCGAGGGCGGCCGCGAGGGCGCGGAUGACAGCCACGAGGACAGCGCGGCGCUGCCCUUUUGCGUCUUCGACGCGCGCCGCGCCGGACAGCGCAUGCACCUUCCCGUGCCAGUGACUUGGGAGACUCAGCUGUCCAAGAAGGGCAACACCGGCCGCGUCUGGGACGCGUUGAUCUCGUCCGACGCCGUGCCGUACAUGGCCCUUCUGCGCAACCUGCGGAACAUACUCACACGUCUGUGCUCGGCCUCGACACACAAGCGCGUGCUGGAUAAAUUAGUCGAUGAGCAGCAAGUCGCCGCCAGCCAGCAGCUUCCCUAUCGCUUCUACAGUGCUUAUCUGGCUGUGCGGCAGAUGGGCACAUUGCUGGUGCACCUGGACGCGCUGCGUGCGGUGACUCGGAAGGCACGCUUCAGAAAAGAGGUGGCCUCCGAAAGGGGCCGUAGUGGUCGUGGUGGCCGUGGAGGGGGCCGCGCCGCCGUCGCAUCGAAAUUUGCUGCCGGGGCCGUUCGCCAGACGAUGAGGGAGGCAGCCAAGAGAUUCGAACGCCCGUUGGUGCCGCGCGCGUAUCUGCGCCGUUACGUGGUGCAGUACUGUUCUGCACUCGACUCCGCUAUCAACACUUCAGCGCGGCUGAACGUGAUUCCAAUGAAAGGGACGUCCAUCGUUAUUAUCUGCGUCACAUCUGCCUUGUUCGAGCCCAUGUCCGCGGUGGGCAGGACCGCGACAACACCGGCGUCGAGCCAGCGCAAGGUGGAUGUGACAGCGCUGCUGGUGGCCAUGCUCAUGCGUAGCUGCGAGCAGUGUGUCGUGCUGAUCUACUGCUACGACGAGUACGUUGUAUUUCGGGAGAACGACCCGGAUGUGGAGAGGACCGCGCUGCAAGGGAUGUAUGACGAGGAAGUUGGCAGCCGCAGCAGUUGGGACACGGAAAGCAGCAGCAGCAGCAGUAGCAGGGGCAACGACUUCGAUAACAACGGUGCAGUUGAAGGAGACUUCGAGGCCAUGUCCAACACUCUCCGCAAGGCGAGCGCCAAGAACUCACAAAAAGGUGCGCCAGGGCUGAUGGGCCUCGUGAGCGCACUCACCGCGCGUUGCUCCUCGCUGCUGGAACGGAAGCGGGAGGAGGUCGGACCCGAUGGCGUCGCGACUUCUUUCGCCAUGUUCGCGGAUGCAGCAGAUGCGCAGUUUCCGUACGCAUUCCUUGACGAGGUCAUCGAGCGCAACAUGCGGAUCGAAUCUCUGCUUGUGUUCGAUGAGGGUGUACAUCGCACCUACGCCAACAUGAACCGCAACGCCCCUGCGUUUGGUGACCUGCCGACAUACCUGUCACGGCUGCGGCGGACAUGCAGCCCCGACUUGGUGUACGUCGGCGUGAACUUGAAAGCCUCGAACCCUCCCGCUGCGGAGGGGGUCGCCCAGGCUCCAGGGGCUACGGUUUUUCCGGUGACAGCAUCAGCUGCUGGCGCGCCGGCGCACAGGAAGCGAGGGCAGGUCUCGGAGCCUUCGGCCAAGAGCGGUGCCGCAGUGGCCUUGCAGCAGGCAGAGGUGAAACUGCGCUUCGGCCACCGCAACGAUGUCCUUCUCACCGGGUUUAGCGACUCCAUCUUGCGCCUCGUGGCGGAGCGGACCGGCGGCGGCCCGCUCGCAGUGAUCGAGCGAGCGGCGGAGACCUACCACGUGUCGCGCCUCUCUGCGCGCGCUAGUCAAGCGGCCUGGGAGGAGCGCACCAAGGCACUGAAGGUGCUGGCGGCGCUACGAGAGGGCCAUCAGUCGCACAUCGGUGGCGGCGGCGGCUCACUAGAAGCACUGCAUGCCCCGGGUGCCUUUACCUUCGACGACUGCCUCAAGCCGCUCACGCAAUCCAGCACCGCCACGACUUUUCCCAUGCAGAGCUCCUCGCACCCGAGCACAGCGCGUUCACUGGUGGCCGAAGCGAUGGCCGCGCCUGCGGUGGCGCUGCCCUUCUUCGACGGUGAUGGAAAGGCAGUCUCCGCAACAGGACGGAGCUGGGAUUGCAGCUCACGCAGCAGUGAUCGGCGGCUGCAGUGGCUGACGAGCCGCAUCGCUGGCCAACGAAGAGAGGCCAGCGAUGCGGGGACGCCAUCGAAGGGUCGCACAGCAUUGCCAAGCAUCCGUCGCCUACUCGCCAAGCCGUCGCUCUCUGAGUCUGCAGUGGCAACGCCCAGCGCCAGCGGCGCGAAGAGCAGCGCCGGCGAGGCGGUAGACCCCGCGCGUCACUGGGAUUCCGGUGAAACCCGAGAGAUCGAACCAGCGUGGCUGGCCGCCGAGGGCAAAAACGUGUCGUCUGUCUUCCACCCGCAGCCGUUCAUCUCGAUCUUGAAGCUCUUCUCCAUGUCGUCGAGCAAGCACGGCGACAGCACCACGGCGUCUGCGGCCAGCGAUGCAGCAUCUGUUGAUGCCUCUGCCACCGCAUGCGUUGCUGCCAUGACGACGCUCGCGAAGACGGCGUCCACCAAAUCCGUGGCUCGGCACCGCCUGCAGGGUCCGGCAAGCCACCCGCUGUUGCCCACCGCGUCGGCGGUGGCUCGCCGCCUUAUCACUUCCUACCGCGUGUGCCGCUUCUUCAUCUCCAGCACGUUUCUCGACAUGAACAACGAGCGCAACGCCAUCGCGCUCGACAUCUUUCCGCGGCUGCGGCGGUGGGCUGCCGAGGCGGGGCUGAAGGCAACCUUGCUGGAGGUGGAUCUGCGCUGGGGCAUUCCUGCCCUUGCGACGAGUCGUAACCUCUCGACUUCCGUCUGCCUUAACGAGGUGUCGCGGUGCAGUCCGUUUUUCAUCGGCAUCAUCGGCGCGCGCUACGGCACGAGCCCACCGACGCCGCUUCAGCUCGUGGUCGACGAGGACGUGGAUGCCGAAGACUACGCCUGGAUGCGGGAGCUUUCGGACCCGCACGUGUCUGUGACGGAGCUCGAGAUGCGCCACGCCAUGUACAACACGAAGCGCCGCGUCGGCUGCGACGGGGCCCCGUGGUCUGCGCUCUUCUUCGCUCGUGAUUCGCCACACCUCCUUUCAUCGUUCGGCCCAGCGGACUCGGCGUGCCGCGCCGUCUAUGAGGCCGACUCAGACACCUCAACCGAGGCGAUCGAACGCCUCAAGAAGCGGAUCACAGAGAGCGGAUGCAAACUUGUUUCCUACCAGGCGGCGUACAUCAGCCCCGCCAAGACGCUCCUGCCGGGCAACAGUGGGCGCAGCAGCGGAGGCGCGCCGCACCUCGCUGGAGGCUCUAUCCGAUCUGCCGCCAUGUGCAGCGGCGCGCGCGCGAUGAUGGAGGAUGACCUGGGUAGGUGGGCGGCGCGAAGCCGCCGCGGCUUCGGUGACGGCGCUGGCCAAGCCGCCUCUUCUAUCAGCGGUAAGACAAGCGAGGCGGACUCGCUCGGGGCACUCGUAACGGCCCGCAUCACCGAGUCGGAGGAGCGGAAGAGGUUAACGUCGAUGGACGUAGCGAUCGAUAUGACGGACUUCUCUAGCAAAGUGUUUCAUGAGUUGCAAGAGGUCAUCUGCCGCGUAUGCGGCGUGCGUCCGGGGCUCGACGACAGCGCAGCGGAAAAGCAGCGGCAGCAGCACGCCGACGCGUGCGUGGCGGACGUGCAUGCACCAGAGACAGACGCGAAGGCGCGUAGGUGUGCGAGAAGCGCGAGAUCCGCAGUAUCAGCAACCAGUGGGGCAACGGCUGCCGAGGCGCCUGACAUGUACGAGAUGCUCGUGGUGGCACAGAGCGAGUUCGCGCGCAAGCUGAGCGACUUGUACGCUGCGCCACGUGGACUCCUGGAGCAGCUCUCCAGCUUCGCAUUGAACGGCACCCUUGGCGUCACCGACGAGAGCGACGUGCCGAGCGAUGCCGGCGCGGUGAGGCAGAGGGGUGUCGCACCGCACGGCACCAAGCGCCAAGAGUCCGUGACACUUAUCCCCUCAUCCGAGAGCGCUUACGACACUUGUCCGGUGCGAGGCUUCUCGCUGCUCCCGCCGCAGCAGCGCGCGCAGCAUGUCAAGGAUAGCGCGAGCAGCGGAGGAGGGACUCCGUGUCAGCCGCUCGUCGCUCGUACAGGCGCGCUGGGGGGCGGCACGAGCUCCAUCCUACUCUUGGAGGGCUGCGACGGGGACGGAAAGUCGUCGGCGCUGGCGGCGUUGACAGCGCUAGUUCUCGAGCCGAUGCAAAAGGCGUCCGCGUCGGAAGCAACGCCGCGCUUCCUAUUUUACUCUACCCAGGCAGAAGACGACUCGGUGCAUGGCCUGCUUCUGUUCCUCGCGAAGUCUCUCUGCAUCUUCUUCCAGCUGUACGGCGAAGUCUCGGUGCAAGACACGGACGCCGUCGAUGAACUCCUCCUGGUGCUGGAUCACGCGUACGCCGCGAUUCAUCGCCACUUCGAGACAUCCACCGGCGACGCCGGCACGGCUACCACCGCAAGAGGAGGAAGGGGCAUCAAUGGCGGUGGGAGCGUCGCCGGUCGAGCAGCGGCGGGAGCGGGUCACGCAGCUCUUGUGGUGGUGCUGGAUGGCCUCGACAAGUCCUCCGAAGCGGCAGAGUUGGUCAGCCUUCUGGGAACGAUUUUGCAUCCGCUGGCCACGCAGCACAUCCGAUUUGUGGUGUCCGCGUGCCCGCGGUCGCCGCUAGCCCGCGCGCUGCGCACGCGUACCCCACCAGCCCACGUACUCACCGUGCCCAUUUUGAGUGAAGCUGAACGGGCUGAGCUGGUGCGGCUGCACCUCGCGAACUACGGCAAGGUCCUGGAGGAGUCCUUUACGGCAGAUGAGCUGAAGAAUCUGCUGCGCAAGAGCGGUGCCGGCCGCCCCAGCUACCUCAUCUCCGCGAUCACGCACCUUCGCCUCUUCAGCACCUUCGACACGCUUCGCGAGGACAUCCGCUUACUCCCGGCGUCGCGCGCCGCUCUGCACGAGCAGCUCUUUCAACACCUGCAGGCCCGCUUCGACCCGGCCACGUGCCGUGUCGUGCUCAGCAUUUUGCUGCUGCGCCAGCCUGUUGGUGGUGUGCUGGAGUUCAACCUUUACCGCCUCGUGUCGGACGUCGCCGCGGCGUCGCGGCUGGUGACGCUGCUGCGGGGCAUCUGCCUUGACACGCACCACGGGCGCUUGUUCAUCAAGUCGUCGACCUUCGUCGAUGCCGUCGCGCGCAGGUUUUUCCGCUUCGCAUCCGAUUACCAGUGCGUACAGGAGCGCGUGCUUCUGGCUGAGCUGUGCUACCAACCCAUCGAUGUCUCCCUCGAUGAACAGGAGGUGAAGGUUGGCCUGCGCCAGGUCGCAGAGUCGAUCCGGCGCAGCGCAGCGAACCCGCUCACGCGGCGCACGUUUGUGCCGGAGCGCUACGCGCCCCGGGAACUGCUUGGGGUGUUGCAAGGGUCGGUGCAGGCGUGUCGGCUUGAUGUGACGGCCGCAUUAGCGUGCUACCUGCCGUUUCUGGAAUGCCUGCUGGUGAGUCGCCGCAUGCUAUCGCAGCUGAUCGGGUUGCUGUCCUCCGUCGUCAGUGCAACGACGUCCGCGUCGUCCUCGGCACCUGGCGCACCAACUGCUACGGGGGCGGCAGAGGCAGAGGACGACGCGGACGCAGAGGACAGCGGCAGCAUCCGCCCGUUGGCGAGCUACCGUGCUCUGGCGCUUCCGUGGCGGCACUACCGAAGCGACAUUCAGCAUCUUGGCUACGUGCUGGAAAUUUUGCAGAAGAACCAUCACGUGCUCCUGCGCCAGCCUGCGCUGCUGCGUCAGUGCGUGUGGAACACUGUCGGGCCGGCGAUGUGCAUCAGUGCCUACGAUGCAGCCUCGACAGCGCGCCUGCGGCACGCAUUGCAUCGAAUGACCACCACCAGUAAAAGCACCGCCUCUUGCGAAGUGCAGGUGGACCCGCAAGGUGAACGUCGACGCUCUGAGGAUGCCGCGCUGCACAGCCCUGCAGCGCGGUCCCCCGACAUGCCCACCUUCUCCGUGCUCUCCACGAUGUGGGUUCACUGGCUGAAUGCGCGGCAGCACGGCGGCGAGGGUCGCGUAAUGCUCACGACUGUCUCCCCGCAGUCGAUACGGUGCAUGGCGAUGAGCCCGGAUGGGACGGAGGUAGCUGUUGGCGGCGAUGACGGCAUUCUGCGCCGCAUGUCAGCGGACGAGGACGAGCAACAGCAGCUGCAGCAGUCACAGCUGGCACCGAAGGGGACUGAGAGCGCGGGCAGUGCCGGCGUUGUGGGACGGCGUCGUGUGGCAUCGACGCUGCGGCAUGAAUCCGCCGUCACCUCUGUGCUGUACGUGAACCCUCGCACUGCCGGUGGUCCAACAGCAGGCACCAACGGCACAGGCGCACCGGCUACCUUGGCCGCGCCUACUGGGGUGGCGCAGCUACUUGUUUCGGGGUGUGCUCGCGGCCUCUUGUACGUGUGGAGCCUUGAAGAUAACUCUCUGCUGCAACGCGGCACUGGCCACCUUCGAGCCAUCAGCGGGCUUGUGUGCCAUCCGCUGGAGCCGUUGGUGCUGUGCUCUUGCAGCCACGACUCGCUUAUCAUGCUCUGGGGCGUCGGCGCUGCAGAGGCCACGUCGAGGCUGUGUAGCGAGGUCCAGGCCGCGUUGGCCCUGCGCAUGCCCAAGUACCCGGCCGACUCUGCAGAGCGGCUCCAGCACGAGCGGCUGCAGCAAAGGACGAGUGAGGAGAAGGGCAACGGCGAGCUGUGCGUUGGCGGUGGUGGCGCUGGGUCAACCGUGGUGUGGCGGGGCAUCCCUGGGUGGAGCACCGGCAUCCGCAGCAGGCAGACGCCGUUCCAGGCAUCGCUCAUGCCAUUCCACACGGAGCGGCAACACCACACCCCUGUCGCAGCUAUUGCCUUCCAUGGCUCUGGCGACAUCUUUGCCAGCGGCAGCUGGGACGGCGUUCUUGUGCUGCACGACACCCGUGAACUAUGCGCGCCAUCAUCAGCGAUUACGCCAGAGAUGAAUGUCCCAUGCGAGCCACCGAAUCAGACCCGCCUCACAAGUCGGCGGUCACGCCGCGCCAAGGUGGUCUGGCGCACCCGACGCGGCCCAGAGCGUCGGCAGGUCACGUUUCAGUCGAUGGAGUUUGAGUUGGGCUCAUCGGUGCGUGCGCUUUCUUUUGCAAACUCGCUCGCCGUCACCUGCGUUGUUGGCUGCCACAAUGGCACGGUGGUCGUGGUGGACCACGCCUCUGCGGCGGUGGUGGCGCGGUGGACAUCGCUGCACUCCGCGCCGGUCACGCGGCUCACCACAUCGUUGGACGGCCGGUGCGUGGCCUCGGCCGACGAGCACGGCGUUGUGCGCUUGACGCACACCGGCAUCACUGGAUCGGUUUUUGCCACCUUUAACGGUCACCAUGGCGCUGUCACCGGCUUGUGCUUCCGUCCACCGCGCGCAGGCCACGGCGAGGACGUCGCUGGUGGCGCCGAUGCCCUGCAAGCACCUCCAGUGUGGCUGCUCACCGCUGGAGAGGAUCGUACGUUGCAGGCAUGGCGAGUGGACAGCAGCGGCAGCGGCAGUUUCAAGACGCAGACAGCCACGUCGAGGCGCCGUCUGAUCGCCGCACACUGCACGGCGGUGACGGCGGUAGCGUCGUCGCGCGACGGCCAACUGGUCGUCACCGGUUCCGCAGACGGAACCGCGAUCGUGUUUCGGGUGCCAGAGGAAAUCGACGAUGAUGACGACAUCGUCUACAGGGGGGCAUGUGGGGCGGCAACGGGCAUGGACUGUGCUGGCACCACCGCAUGGGAUCGUCCGAAAGCGGUGGGAAAGAAAGCGAGUCCGGAUUCCUCUACUGCGGCGGGCAACGCGCAGACGACGCUUCCGCUGAAGCCUGCCUUCACGCUGAGGCACGACGACUGUCGUAUUACGUGCAUCCGUCUCGCACUGCGCGACACUCGAAUCGUUGUUGGUGUGGUAUUCGGCCUUGUGUACGUGUGGUCGUCGUCUCCAGGGUUGAACCAGGUAGAGGGGCGCCUGCUGCUUCGCGUUCGCGUGCCGGAGCAUGGCUUGUACCCCGUCGUCUCGCUGAGCAUGGUGGAGCGGUGUAGUGCGACUGCGAUGAACGGCAAUCGAGGGAAAGCCGAGGCCCGCAAGGGCGGAAUCGCCCAGCAAACCCGGGGCGCAGAGACGACGUUGCCGCUCGCUAACCCGCUGCAGCCAGCGCGCACGCACACACGCAGCAGCGCUGUCACUGCCGCCAUCGCCGUGUCGUCUCCGACGGAGAAGGAGGAUGAGAGCAGCACACUCGUGACAGCCGUGUGCGCCAACGGUGACGUGGCCAUCUUCAAGCUGCUUAGCGACGCUGCCUCACUCGUUAUGGCAGCUGACCAGGCACGCCGUCGACAGCGCCAGCAACGUCACCAGAUACGUGCCACCUACUGCGCCACUGGCCUCGUCAAUGGCGUCUUCCCGCGAAGCAACAGUACAAGCUACGCAAGCAGCGCGGACACGUUGAAGCGCUCCGCGGAGGACGUUGGCGUAGCGGUGUCAACGCCGGCAAGCAAGAGCCUCACCUGGGUCGAGCGCGUGGAGAAUGGAGGUAAGGGUGGUGGGGUAGCACCUCGUGCCGGCAGCACCGCCACCGCCUCCAACUCAACGCCGUGCGUACGAGAAGCAGGCCCCGCUGCAGCGCAGGUGGGACGGUGGCGGCCCAUGCCACCGACAACGGACUGCGCUGCGCGUCGCCGGGGUGGUGCCUCCGUCGCUGUAAGUGCGACGCCCGCACCGCAAGCAGCGACCUUCGUCGAGGCUCCGCGGCGUCGUCAACAGGCGCUCGAUCGGCGCGCCCGAAAGCUGCAGCGCUUGUUGUCUCGCUGUCGUGAGACAGAGGUCGAGCUGUGCAGCAGCUUUCGGCUGCACCUGCAUCGGUAUCGACUGCACUGGGAAAAUGUGGCGGACGCAGAGGAAAUUACGAGCGUGGUGUGGCUCAACGCGCAGCACCCGCAGCUCUCCCUGUCGGCCGACGCGGCGGAUGCGUCUGCUGCAGUGUUGGCAGAUGCACUCGAUGUAGAGCACGCCAGGCUUGCCCUCGUUGUGGCACAGCGACAGCUGUUCCUGCUCUGCAGCAACGGGCAUGAGAGCGCUUUAAGCGGGUGUCUUACUGUGCGCGUGCCGUCACGGCUCCCUGGCAGUUCCUCGGUGCUGAAAAGUGUCAGUGGAACAAUGCCGAAAGAAGGAAUGGCCGUUGGAGCGCCGGUGUGGGGCGCCAGCGGUGAUGGAACGAACGUAGAGGGCGACGUAGUGCCUCCAGAAGCCGUAGAGGCCGCGGCGACAGAGGAGUUUGAGGUGGACCUCGGCUGCCUCCUGCGCGACGACGAGUACUUCACGUCUUCCAGCUCAGCUGUCGCAGUUGCGCCACCGGCGCCAUCGGCGGUGACGGCAGUGGCGCUGCGCUGGUUUGCGGUCGCCAUCUCCACCAGUCAGGGCGAAGUUCUCCUCCUUCGCGUGCAAGUGCCGCAUGAUCAUGAAAAGCACAGCGACACUCUGGGCACACCGACAACCCCCUUCACUGGCUCUGGAGCGAGGCCGCCAACGGCCGCCUCGCACCACCUGAGCACCAAUAUCCUUCCCAGGACCAGCAUUACACUGUGUCGACGACUGAGCUUCACCGGCUCCAUCGUCAACCAGGCAGCCGCAGCAGAGAGGGACGAGACCGAGGCCGGCACCAGCGGUGCCGCACUUCACCGCAAUACGGCCGUGCCUCGUGCAACAUGCGUUGAGCUGUGCACGCUGCCGCCCGAGCUGGGAACGUCGCUUGACGCCAGCGCCCCGUCACUUCCGUUGGACGCAGCCGCAACGGUGAUGGAGAGAGUGGCGCUGUUCGCAGGCUGCACUGACGGCUCGGCACGGGUGUGGCUAGCGGCGGCACCCCCUGUAGUGCCGCACGCUCGCCGUGCGUCGCCAGCUGGUAUCGAGAUGGACGAAACCCCUGCGCAGUCGCGCAUUGAUGGCGCCAGUGACGCCUUUAUCGGCUGCUUUUAUUGUACCAGCAGCGUCACCGUUGUCUCCGGCUUGCUGAACUACAGCGUGCCGCGCGCCAGUGGCGGCGGAGUAUCAGCACUGGUACCGUCCUCGCGGUGGAUUGUGGGUGACACCCUUGGCAACGUCUAUCAGCUCCGGCUGGAGCGAGACCCCCCUGGUGGUGUAGCCGCUCUGCUGAGCAACUCAUGUGACAUGCUGACCGCGGCCGGCGGCGGCGCGAGGAGCGGCAACGCAGAGGUGCGAAUGACCCGGGCGGCGGCAGAAAACAUCCAUGCGGAGCCGUGGGCUCGGUCGCUUCAGCGGUUGACCACUAUGAUGAGCAGCGCCCCUCCUGCUUCGGCGGCGGGAGCGAUGCAGACGCCCGGUGCCAACGAUAGUGCUGAUGAGGGUUGUCUGGCCGGUGGCCGCACGACGGCCAGCGAGGCUGUCGGCACCCUGGCGUGGCCCGGGUGGUCGUCGCACUCGUCGGAGAAUUGGUUGGCGCCGGUGGAUGUUUCGUCAGCGCUGCCAACGCUGCUGAGGCGCGCUGCGUCAGCGACCGGCGUCAGAGCGGAUGCAACCUCCGAAUGGCGAAACACGAACGGCAAGCCGCGGACGGCAAUGCUGUCUCCUUCCGUCGGCGCUGCGGAUCGGACUCCGGGGGCCGGCGACGCAACUCUUCAGCUUUCGACUGCCGCCCCGUUUUGCUCGACCCUUGUCAGCUUCCCUCCCGUGCAGUGGUCGUGUCUCCCUGAUCUGCCCUCGGUGCAGCGGGCAGGUGCUGCUGUCGUUUCCAGCGCAACAGGCGGUGCCGCCGAGGAUGUGACUGCGCGCGGUUCUGACGGGCCUGCUCACUUGACAUGGCUGGGCGGCAUCGGACUCUCCUCUCCGCCCACAGCGCUGCCGUCUUUCGCGACCGGACCGCGCGCGAGCCAGAGCGUGCUGGAGCGCCAAGGUGCCGAUAACGACGGAGGAGAGUUCGCGGCAGCGCAGAGUUUUCAGGUGCCACUGACGAGUCUCUUGGCAAGGUAUCGUUCGCAGGGGGCGGGUACGGACAGCGGUACUCCAGUGAGCUGGCGCGGUGAGACGGCGGCUGCGGUGAGACUGCCAAGACGCGGCAAAGCAAAUCCCAGUGUGCAUGUUGAGGUGCCAGCCCUGCCGCUGCCCAAGCAGCUGCUAACGCAAGGCGACCGCCAGCACCACCUCAUCAACGCCGACGACGAGGACGAGGAAGACUACUUUGCCGUCCUGUACACGGCAGAGCCACUGGUGCCGCAGUCUCCGUGCGCCGGUGGCUCAGAGGCAAGGCGUGCCUGGCUUCUUCACCAGCAAGAGGUGCUGAAGGAGGCGAUGCGCGUGCAGCGGUACAACAAGCUGGCACGACGGGCGCUGGAGGCGUACCAGCGGCGCACGGCUACCGCGAUGGGGCUCUGA
Leishmania major strain Friedlin is the source of this 12558-nucleotide messenger RNA. RefSeq lists its product as hypothetical. Gene Ontology annotation, molecular function: RNA binding; protein binding. Bases 1 to 12558 code for a protein of 4185 amino acids. NCBI's taxonomy places the organism in Eukaryota, Euglenozoa, Kinetoplastea, Trypanosomatida, Trypanosomatidae. The transcript has a single exon. The record is from RefSeq and is a predicted model, not a curated record.